Molecule: messenger RNA, 489 nt
Organism: Angiostrongylus costaricensis
Lineage: Eukaryota; Metazoa; Nematoda; Chromadorea; Rhabditida; Metastrongylidae
Source: the annotation of a GenBank genome assembly
UCCUUUCAACUUGUGGCAGUCAUAUUUCCUAUCUUUCUCAUUGGAUCAGCUGUCAUCGCUUACGAUUUCUACAAUAAUGAACUCAUGGAUAGAUUUCGAAUGGUGCGAAGGCUUUCCAGCGACAUAGAAGAGAUAGGGAUCUAUGCCAUCAUACCUGGAACCGCACUCUUGAUAGUGGUUGCCGUUCUACUUCGGUUACACCAGUUACGACUAAUGAGGAUCUAUCAGGACAGAGUAACUGGAGAAACAUAUAUAGCCAUUUGUUCCAAAAAUGUGGUCCGGAAGCGGCAGAUCCCAUUUGAUCGUAGUUGUGCCUCAGCAUGUUAUUUUUCAUACGAGCAGACGUACUUGAGCGACCUACUGGUGCAACUUUUAAUAGGAAAUAUGCAGAUAAGGAAACGGCGGUUUUUUGUUUCUGAUGAUGCAUUUCGUGGAAAUAACUACCGAACAUUUAUGCUAAACGAGACAAGCACACCCCCACGGCUGUGA